AUGGACGCGUCGCAGCUCCAACGACGGGUCGUGAUCCACCUCGACCUGGACUGCUUCUACGCGCAGGUUGAGGCGAAGCGUUUGGGCAUCGACCCGUCCGUCCCCCUGGCGGUGCAGCAGUGGAGCGGGCUCAUCGCGGUCAACUACCCCGCGCGGCACCGAGGCGUGAAGCGGCACCUGAACGUGACGGAGGCGAAGAAGCUCGUGCCCGAGCUGGUGUGCGUGCACCAAUCGCGCAAGGUGAGCCUGCGCCGGUACAGACGCGCGUCGUGGAGGGUCAUGUCCGCGCUGGCGGACCGGUGCGAACACGUCGAGCGCGCGAGCAUCGACGAGGCGUACGUCGACGUCACGCGCGAGGUGGACGCCGCGAUCGACGGACGAACCAACGCCGAGAUUGACGAGAUGGUCCGCGACGGCGUUAACGCCAGCGGCGCCGUCGUCCCCCUGACGCCGUCCACCAGCGAACACGACAUGCGGCUCGCGAUCGGCGCGCACAUAUGCGCCGGGAUACGCGCCGCCGUGCUGCACCAAACGGGGUUCACCAUGAGCGGCGGCGUGGCGCACAACAAGAUGCUCGCGAAGCUGGCGUCGGCGAGAAAUAAACCAAACAAACAGACGGCGGUGAGCGCGAGGGCGGUGACGGAGAUGAUGGAGUCGCUGCCGAUGCGUUCGAUCAAGGGUUUGGGGGGUAAGCUCGGCGAGAAGGUAG
This is a messenger RNA of Micromonas commoda, 709 nucleotides long. RefSeq lists its product with no specific name. The transcript has 2 exons. Gene Ontology annotation, cellular component: nucleus; replication fork; site of double-strand break. Lineage: Eukaryota; Viridiplantae; Chlorophyta; Mamiellophyceae; Mamiellales; Mamiellaceae. Gene Ontology annotation, molecular function: DNA-directed DNA polymerase activity. The record is from RefSeq and is a predicted model, not a curated record. Gene Ontology annotation, biological process: error-prone translesion synthesis; response to radiation. The annotation marks the transcript as partial.